Molecule: messenger RNA, 2546 nt
Organism: Rhododendron vialii
Lineage: Eukaryota; Viridiplantae; Streptophyta; Magnoliopsida; Ericales; Ericaceae
Product: phenylalanine ammonia-lyase
Exons: 2
Coding region: 236-2377 (713 amino acids)
Biological process (GO): L-phenylalanine catabolic process
Cellular component (GO): cytoplasm
Molecular function (GO): ammonia-lyase activity
Source: RefSeq, a predicted model, not a curated record
UUCUAUAUAUACCCACAACCCUCUACCACCACAAUCUCAGGAAAUCAAACCCAUCUGCAUUUCCUCUCUCUCUCUCUCUCUCUCUCUCUCUAGAUUCGUUGUACUCUUCAUUGCACCAACAGUCCUUACAAUCGGCCUCUUGUUACAAUUUGCUCCUUCUAAUUUCACUUCCAUCAAUUUCGUCCGUUUCCUUAUUUCUGUUUGUUUUUCAUAUAAUCCGGAUUCAAAAACCAGCAUGGGUUCGUUGAUGGAAAUGGAGUACGAGAACGGGUCGGCUCCGGGUUUCUGCCUAAAGGACCCGCUGAACUGGGGGGUGUCUGCGGAGGCGAUGAAGGGGAGUCACCUGGAGGAGGUGAAGGGGAUGGUGGCGGAGUUUCGGAAGGGGGUGGUGAGGCUGGGCGGGGAGUCGCUUACCAUAUCGCAGGUGGCGGCGAUAGCGGCAGCGCGAGGCGGGGAGGUGAAGGUGGAGCUGUCGGAGUCGGCCAGGGCCGGGGUGGAGGCGAGUAGUAAUUGGGUCAUGGAUAGCAUGAACAAAGGGACGGAUAGUUAUGGGGUGACCACGGGGUUCGGGGCAACUUCCCAUAGGAGGACUAAACAGGGCGGAGCUCUCCAAAAGGAGCUUAUUAGAUUCUUGAAUGCUGGAAUAUUUGGCAAUGGAGUAGAGUCUGGUCACACGUUGCCCCACUCAGCUACAAGGGCGGCAAUGCUCGUCCGCAUCAACACCCUCCUCCAGGGUUACUCCGGCAUUAGAUUUGAAAUCUUGGAAGCCAUUACCAAGUUCCUCAACAACAACAUCACCCCAUGCCUCCCCCUCCGCGGCACAAUCACCGCAUCCGGCGACCUUGUCCCUCUCUCCUACAUCGCCGGGCUCUUGACCGGGCGGCCAAACUCAAAAGCGGUUGGGCCUGCCGGAGAAACCCUUCGGGCCGAAGACGCCUUCCGCUUGGCUGGAGUCGAUGGCGGGUUUUUCGAGCUCCAACCCAAAGAAGGCCUUGCCCUAGUCAACGGUACCGCGGUGGGUUCUGGCUUGGCUUCUAUGGUCCUUUUCGAGGCUAACAUACUUGCCAUUUUGUCAGAAGUUAUGUCGGCGAUUUUCGCAGAAGUAAUGCAAGGGAAGCCCGAAUUUACGGACCAUUUGACACAUAAACUCAAGCACCAUCCAGGCCAAAUAGAAGCAGCUGCCAUCAUGGAACACAUUUUGAAUGGAAGUGCCUAUGUGAAGGCAGCAGAGAAGCUCCACGAGAUGGACCCCUUGCAAAAACCAAAACAGGAUCGAUAUGCCCUCCGAACGUCCCCACAAUGGCUCGGACCACAAAUCGAAGUCAUCCGAACAUCAACAAAGUCGAUCGAGCGGGAGAUAAACUCGGUGAACGACAACCCAUUAAUUGACGUCUCAAGAAACAAGGCGUUGCACGGAGGAAAUUUCCAAGGGACCCCCAUCGGAGUCUCAAUGGACAACACCCGUCUAGCCAUCGCUGCGAUUGGUAAACUCAUGUUUGCACAAUUUUCGGAACUUGUCAAUGAUUAUUACAACAAUGGGUUGCCUUCAAAUCUAUCCGGGGGACGAAACCCAAGUUUGGAUUACGGGUUUAAAGGAGCUGAGAUUGCCAUGGCUGCUUAUUGCUCUGAACUCCAAUUUCUAGCCAAUCCAGUGACCAACCAUGUCCAAAGUGCAGAGCAACAUAACCAAGAUGUCAACUCUUUGGGCCUGAUUUCCUCAAGAAAAACUGCCGAGGCUGUUGAUAUAUUGAAGCUGAUGUCCUCCUCAUUUCUAGUAGCUCUGUGCCAAGCCAUAGAUUUGAGGCAUUUGGAGGAGAAUUUGAGGAGCUCUGUUAAGACCACCAUAAGCCUAGCAGCUAAGAAAGUCUUGACUAUGGGUGAGAAUGGAGUACUUCACCCUUCAAGGUUUUGCGAAAAGGAUAUGCUCCGAGUGGUUGAUCGCGAAUCAGUCUUUGCGUAUAUUGAUGACCCUUGUAGUGCAACCUACCCAUUGAUGCAGAAACUAAGGCAAGUCCUCGUGGAGCACGCGUUGAAAAAUGGCGAAAACGAGAAGAAUUUGGGGACUUCAAUUUUCCAAAAGAUUGAGGCCUUUGAGGAGGAAUUGAAAGCGGUUUUGCCCAAGGAGGUGGAGAGCGCGAGAGCGGCUGUGGAGAGUGGGAAACCGGUGAUUCCAAACUUGAUCAAGGAGUGCAGGUCUUACCCGCUUUAUAAGUUCGUGAGGGAGGAGAUGGGGACAGCGUACUUGACCGGAGAGAAGGUUGUGUCUCCGGGAGAGGAGUGUGAGAAGGUUUUCACUGGAUUGUGUGAAUUGAAGGUGAUUGAUCCUUUGAUGGACUGUCUGAAGGAGUGGGAUGGAGCUCCCCUUCCAAUCUGUUAAACUGCAAGUUAGUACAUUGGUUUGGGGAUUGUUUUUUAAUUAGUACCCUUAUGUUGCUGCUGAUUUUGUUCUCUUCAUGUUUGUUGUAUUUCAUUGCUUUCUAAUGAUGUAAUAUUGAUGUAGUAAGUUGGAACAAGUAAUGUGAAAGGUCUUUGCAUAUUUUAAUCUA